AGGAUGAUAUGCUUAGGCAGAGUGGACCCUACUACCCAGGUUGUGCUCCAGUCCACGCAGGACAGGUCAAGAGCCAGCUAGCGAGUUAACUUUAUAGCUAACUUGCUAGCUCUUUUGCCUAUGGUUGCGCCAUUAUGUAGACCACAGUACUGGACGUUGCUCAGCAUUAAGCACCUUUUCUGAGAUCUGUAAUAUCGUUUGCCUGUCUUCCCGAGAUGGCGGAGACUGUGGCCAGCGCCCCUGGACGAGUGACGGUCUACUCCAUCACAGGCUGUCCCCACUGUGUGCAGGCCAAGGCCAGUCUGGGCCGACUGGGUGUGCCUGUGUGGGAUGUGGACAUGGGGAGACACCCAGAGCUGAGGGUCAAAGUGAAAGAGCUGACUGGACGAAGCACUGUACCUCAGAUCUUCUUCAACAGCGUCCACGUCGGAGGGAAUGACCAACUACAGAAACUAACACCAGAGGAGUUGGCACGGCUGGUGCGUUUGGUGAAGGAAGAGCCUGUUCCAGCAGAUGCCCCGCCCAUUCCUGAGAACCACUCAGACGUUUCAGAAGAACCUGUAGAAGCUGAUGAAGAAUUUGAGUGUGAGAAGGACCCAUUAGCUAACAUGGUAGUGGAGCUCAAGCGGAGUGAUGUUAUUGGCAGUCAGAGGAAGGGGCUGAGCUUGUACAAAAACAGUUUCUCUGGAGCUCAGCUGAUUGGCUGGCUACAGAAGGAGAGGGGCAUGGCUACGGCUGAGGCCCGUGAGACUGGUCAGGUCCUGCUGGAGAAGAAGUACAUGGUCGCUGUGUCUGGGUGUGGGAAGGGGGAGUUUGCAGGGAGCGACUCACUGUACAGGCUAAUGGAGCAUGACCCCCACUCAGCCCUCAACACAGGACAGACAGCCACCUGCAAGCCACUCCAGGCUGCGGAACUGUCAACCAUCCUUAGGGAAAUGAUUCUGAAGCUGUUCUCUGAACACCUGUCUGCUGACGGAAAGUGUGUGGACUACAAGGCCAUGUCUCUCAGCCCGGUGUUUGAGCGCUACUGCGAUCUAGCCGUGCAGCUUCAGAGGGUGGAGCUGCUGUCUCUGAGCAGGGAGGAAAAGCUAGCCUUCUUUAUCAACACUUACAACGCCCUGGUCAUCCACGGACACCUUCGACUCGGCGCCCCCACCAACAUGUGGCAAAGAUACAGGUUCUUCAACUAUGUGAGCUACCUGAUUGGAGGGGAGGUGUUUACCCUGCAGGACAUUGAGAACGGAGUGUUGAGGGGGAACAGAAAGGGUGUCGCACAGCUCCUCAGGCCUUUUUCCAAGACUGAUCCUCGUUUGCAGGUGGCUCUCCCAGACGCAGAACCCCUCAUCCACUUUGCUCUAAACUGUGGAGCGAAGGGCUGCCCACCCAUCAAAACCUACACUCCCCAGGACAUCGACAGUCAGCUGCGCACGGCGGCCGAAGCCUUCCUGGAGAACGAUGACGCCUGUGUGGUGGAUUCUGGGAAAGGAGAAGUGCGACUCAGCCAGAUCUUCAAGUGGUACAAGGCCGACUUUGGAGGCACGGACGAGAAGCUACUGAACUGGGUCCUGGAGCACAUGAGUGAGUCUCCUAAGAAGUCCAGCCUGCAGAGUGUUGUCACUGGUGGGAAGGUCCGGCUCAGCUAUCUGCCCUAUGACUGGAGCACUAACAGCUCCCACUGAGAGAAACCAACCAAACCAAGAACUUCCACCGAUCUUCUCUGUCUUCUGUACAGAAGAACAACUCCGGUUUUCUUGAGGCCAUACUAAUAUAUUGUUCUCUUAUGACCAGUUAUAGUAUGGUGAGGUG
Messenger RNA from Osmerus eperlanus (European smelt), 1806 nucleotides. RefSeq lists its product as uncharacterized. The record is from RefSeq and is a predicted model, not a curated record. Gene Ontology annotation, molecular function: electron transfer activity. The transcript is spliced from 11 exons. Gene Ontology annotation, biological process: cell redox homeostasis; intracellular signal transduction. Bases 216 to 1679 code for a protein of 487 amino acids. Lineage: Eukaryota; Metazoa; Chordata; Actinopteri; Osmeriformes; Osmeridae.